CCUCAUUGGUUGUCUCACUCUAAUCAGCAGAGCGAGAUGAGGACAGCGAUCAACCUGCUAUUAAUGUCUACGCUAUUCUUGUAAACAUUUAGUAGCUUCCUCGUCUAAUGUUAAUUGCUAUUUGAAUUGAUCCGUUUUUAUAGACCCAGCCUUUGUGUGUAGUUUUUUUGUUGUUGCGACGGGAACCAUGUUUUCGAGGCUCUCGGCGACCGCUUUGGAUCUGUGUUUAAACUCCACGACCAGGGCAGCGGCGCAACUUAAAACGAGCAGACCAGCUGACGUUACCUGGCCGUUGCGUAACAGCCACACAUUCAAUAGCUCCAGGUCGUUUUGUGGAUAUGUCCGUGGUGGUGGUCGGGAUGAUUCUGCACUUUCGCCUGGUGGAAAGCGAGAAAAGAGAGAGAAGGACAUGUUUUCCAUCAAAAACUGGGACUCGGUUCGUUUCAUAAUCACGCAUCGGGAACAAUUACCUCGAGGAACCCUGUUCGCUUUUAAUUUCUCCAACAAAAUUAUUUUCAGCCCUACAUAUUGUAACACUAGCUUACCGCUACAUCGGACGAAUGGAGGCCAAAACAGACAGAAACGACAUAUAGCUGGACUUGAAAGGGUUUUGUUGACGUCUGGCGCGGUGGUCUGCAAGCAUCGCUUCUGUCCCACGUCGACUGUGCAAAUGAGGGAUCUGUCCUCGGUUGCUGCCGCGCCGAAAGGCCUGGAAGACUCGGCCGCUGUUCUCAAAGGGGACCAGACUCCAAAGGAAGCCUCAGCCAAGGUCCCUGAGGAGCCCAAGGUACCAGAGCCCGAAGAGGACAAACCCAGCAAGGCCCAGCAGCUGAAGAAGGUGUUUAAGGAGUACGGAGCAGUGGGCGUCUCCUUCCACAUAUGCAUCUCCCUCAUGUCUCUGGGAAUGUUCUACCUUGCUGUGUCUAGUGGGAUUGACAUGGCUGCCAUCCUGUACAAGAUAGGUUUUAGUGAAUCUCUGCUUCAGUCCAGGUUGGCGGCGGGGACCAGUACAUUUGUCUUGGCGUACGCCGUCCACAAGCUCUUCGCUCCUCUCCGAAUCAGCAUUACUUUGGUGUCGGUGCCUCUCCUCGUUCGGUACCUCAGAAAGACUGGCCUCUUCAAGACCCCCAACUCACCCACACCCUGAUUGGCAUACCUCAACCACACCCUGAUUGGCAGACCUCACCCACACUCUGAUUGGCAGACCUCACCCACACCCUGAUUGGCAGACACCACCACCUCACCCACAGCCUGAUUGGCAGACACCACCACCUCACGCACAGCCUGAUUGGCAGACACCACCACCUCACCCACAGCCUGAUUGUCAGACACCACCACCUCACCCACAGCCUGAUUGGCAGACACCACCACCUCACCUACAGCCUGAUUGGCAGGCACCACCACCUCACCCACAGCCUGAUUGGCAGGCACCACCACCUCACCCACAGCCUGAUUGGCAGGCACCACCACCUCACCCACAGCCUGAUUGGCAGGCACCACCACCUCACCCACAGCCUGAUUGGCAGGCACCACCACCUCACCCACGGCCCGAUUGGCAGGCACCUCACCCACAGCCUGAUUGGCAGGCACCACCACCUCACCCACGGCCCGAUUGGCAGGCACCUCACCCACAGCCUCAUUGGCAGGCACCUCACCCACAGCCUCAUUGGCAGGCACCUCACCCACAGCCUGAUUGGCAGGCACCUCACCCACAGCCUGAUUGGCAGGCACCUCACCCACAGCCUGAUUGGCAGGCAC
Messenger RNA from Oncorhynchus gorbuscha (pink salmon), 1758 nucleotides. RefSeq lists its product as uncharacterized. Gene Ontology annotation, cellular component: mitochondrion. NCBI's taxonomy places the organism in Eukaryota, Metazoa, Chordata, Actinopteri, Salmoniformes, Salmonidae. The transcript has 3 exons. The record is from RefSeq and is a predicted model, not a curated record. The coding region runs from base 188 to 1147 and encodes 319 amino acids.